Limanda limanda (common dab) is the source of this 583-nucleotide messenger RNA. It is a transcript of the gene c12h5orf63, whose product is annotated as chromosome 12 C5orf63 homolog. NCBI's taxonomy places the organism in Eukaryota, Metazoa, Chordata, Actinopteri, Pleuronectiformes, Pleuronectidae. The record is from RefSeq and is a predicted model, not a curated record. Bases 128 to 451 code for a protein of 107 amino acids. The transcript has 4 exons.
AGAAGAGGAACGCGGAAGCACCUGUAACAACAGUCACCGUUUUAUCUGCGAGGUUCUUCUCAUUAAUCCACCGGAACCGGACUCGUCCUGUUCCACGAACCGAGCCUGUUCAGAAACUGGCGAUGAAAUGUUUUCCCUGAAGACUUUUCUUCUGUGUGAGUCUGCGUCUGUGCAGCGACUGUUUUCCACCAACACCUUACCUGUGUUCACUCUCUUUACCAAGGAUCCAUGUUCUCUCUGUGAUGAAGCGAAAGAAGAGCUGGAACCUUUCAAACACAGAUUUGUCCUGCAGCAGGUGGACAUCAGUCUUCCAGAGAACAAGGUGUGGUUGGACAGGUACCGGUGGGACAUACCCGUCUUCCACCUGAACGGACAGUUUGUGAUGAAACAUCGAGUGGACGUCCCUCUGCUGGACAGACUGCUGCGGGACGCGGAGACACAACAGACAUGAUCUUGUUAUAACUAUUGUUCAGAAUGUAAAUAUAACAAAAGAAACAAUGAAUGAAUCAACGUCUUUGUUUAAGAAUUGUUCUCAAUGUCCACAACGUGAUGUCGGCGGCAGAAAAUAAAACUAGUUAAAAAA